GGUCAUUCGAACUCACAGGCGCUCAGCCUGGGCCAGCCUCGGCUAACAGUCGUGUGGUAACCACGAUCCAGUACAGUGUGUGGGGCUUCGUUCCACUUCCAGGGGUUAAGAAGUAAUAGAACUAGAGUUGCAAGAGCAUAGAACUAGUCCCAUUGAAGAUGCAGGCACUAAGAGCUGUCAAGAAUGUCGUGGCAAAAAGACCUGUCGUAGGCAAUGUAAUAACUUAUGGAGCUCUGUAUACAGGGGCUGAAUUCUUUCAGCAGACAUUCAACAAUAAGAUUAUGAUUCCAGCAGACUCUCCUCCUGUUCCCUACGACACGGCAACUCUAGCUCGUUAUGGAUUCAUGGGAACCUGUGUCUUUCCUCAUGUUCUCUACCAUGCGUACAAGUUUUUGGAUUCCAAGUUUGUUGGUAAAAGUUUAGCAGUGGUAUUACCAAAGUUAGCAGCAGAUGCCCUCAUAGUUACACCAAUCAAUCUUACCCUCUUCUAUGUUGGCAUGAGUGCCAUGGAAGGAAAAGAAGAUCUCCUGGAUGAAUGGAAGAAAAAAAUUCUGCCUACUUUCCUGACUGCAAGUGUAUUUUGGGUUCCUGCUUCUCUCAUCAACUUCAGGUUCCUCCCACCACAAGCUCGAGUUAUAUUUGUUGGUUCUUGUCAAAUAGUUUGGGUCUCAAUCUUGUGCUGGUUCAAACGUCAAGAAUUCUAGUCAGAAUAUUCUGUCUAAGGAAUUAACUAAAAAAUUACACUAGUGGAUAUUUUAGUAUAUAUACAGGUUGGUGAAUGGCUAAUUUAGGUGCUUUCCCUUAUUAAUACUUUUUAGUAAGAUUCAACACAAUACUUAACAGGGGAUGUGAUCAUCCAAUUAUAAUAAAAGUUAUCUUCAGGGACAUCCCAGUAUUAAUGGCAUAAAUAGUCAUGUAUAUUGCACAAUUUUAUCAUAAUAUAAGUCUGGAUGAAUAAAUCUCGUCUAGUAUCUAGACAUGAUAUAUGAGCAGCAUGCACUGAUGUAAGCGCGUCCUUGCCUAAUUACUGAAAAUUUUACCUUUUGUUGUGUGGGUGUGCAUGUGGGUGUAUGUUUAUUACAUAUAUGUUUACAUAAAUAAACAUCUACAGACCUUGUCAUAUACAAGUUCACUGUAACAUAAAAAAAAGGUUUCACAACCUAUUUUAUGUAUGAUUAGACUUUGUGUGUAUGUGAAGACACCAAUACACACAUUUAUAAACAAAUAUAAAGAGAUAUAUUUGUCUGUUUUUCACAUGAUGGAUUUUGUAUAAUGUUUAGCAGUAUGUGAACAUUAUUGACCCAUGACAAUUUUGUGUGUGUGUGUGUGUGUGUGUGUGUGUGUGUGUGUGUGUGUGUGUGUGUGUGUGUGUGUGUGUGUGUGUGUGUGUGUGUGUGUGUGUGUGUGUGUGUGUGUCUGUGUCUGUGUCU
This is a messenger RNA of Penaeus chinensis, 1430 nucleotides long. RefSeq names its product mpv17-like protein. The transcript has 6 exons. The coding region runs from base 159 to 704 and encodes 181 amino acids. Gene Ontology annotation, cellular component: cytoplasm; membrane. Lineage: Eukaryota; Metazoa; Arthropoda; Malacostraca; Decapoda; Penaeidae. The record is from RefSeq and is a predicted model, not a curated record.